Messenger RNA from Nannospalax galili (Upper Galilee mountains blind mole rat), 2160 nucleotides. It is a transcript of the gene Mkx, whose product is annotated as mohawk homeobox. The transcript has 7 exons. NCBI's taxonomy places the organism in Eukaryota, Metazoa, Chordata, Mammalia, Rodentia, Spalacidae. The record is from RefSeq and is a predicted model, not a curated record. Gene Ontology annotation, molecular function: RNA polymerase II cis-regulatory region sequence-specific DNA binding; DNA-binding transcription factor activity, RNA polymerase II-specific. Gene Ontology annotation, biological process: muscle organ development; regulation of transcription by RNA polymerase II; cell development. Bases 449 to 1507 code for a protein of 352 amino acids. Gene Ontology annotation, cellular component: nucleus.
CGGUGGCGGCGGUGAGCGCGUUGCAGCCAGCGCGGAGAACAUGCGGCGGGGAUGGGAGUGUGCCUAGUCCCGAGGUGGAACAGCCAGCCGCCUCGCCGCCCGCCCAGCGGCCAUAGGUACAGCCCGGCAACCCAGCCCGGGACCGGGGGGCGCCGUCGCCCUGCUUCCGCGCCGCUGCUCCCCUGCUCGGAGCGCCUCGGCUCUGUCUUCCCUUCCCCCACCUCGGGCUGAGCUCCGGGACCGACGCAUCCAAGGCGGCCUCGGCUGGCCCAGGGUCCGGGAAGCACCCCGCAGUCCACCUGGCCGCUCUCGCUUUACAGGUUCUGCAGCGAGUGAGUUCCCCAGUACACUUGGGAGCGAAUCUGGAACCCCCGGCCUGCUGCGGAGCUCCUUGCGGCCCGGCUCGGAGGCGCUGCGGCCGGGCCGCGCGUCCCUGUCAACCGGCACCAUGAACACCAUAGUCUUCAACAAACUCAGCGGCGCAGUGCUGUUUGAGGACCGUGGCGCUCCGGAGCGGGAGUGCGGUGGCCGGCCCUACGGUGGCGUCCUGGAUUCUCCGCACUCACGCCCGGAGAUGGGCGUUCCUGACGGUCCGCCCCUCAAGGACAACCUGGGCCUGAGACACCGGAGGACCGGGACCCGGCAAAAUGGUGGGAAGGUGAGGCACAAGCGACAGGCCCUGCAAGACAUGGCGCGGCCGCUCAAGCAGUGGCUUUACAAGCACCGUGACAACCCGUACCCCACGAAGACCGAGAAGAUACUUUUGGCACUUGGCUCGCAGAUGACCCUCGUUCAGGUGUCAAAUUGGUUCGCUAACGCUAGGCGUCGGCUGAAGAAUACUGUUCGGCAGCCGGAUUUAAGCUGGGCCUUAAGAAUCAAGCUAUACAACAAGUACGUGCAGGGCAAUGCUGAGCGCCUCAGCGUGAGCAGCGACGACUCCUGUUCUGAAGAUGGAGAAAAUCCUCCAAGAAACCACAUGAGCGAAGGGAGCUAUAGCACCCCUGUCCAUCACUCUGUGAUUAAAGGAGAGAGCUCAGUGAUAAAGGCUGGAGUGAGGCCAGAGUCCAGGGCUGCCGAGGACUACGUAUCCCCUCCCAAAUACAAGAGCAGCUUGUUGAACCGCUACCUCAACGACUCUUUGAGACACGUCAUGGCCACAAGCACUGCCAUGAUGGGGAAAACAAGGCAGAGGAACCAUUCGGGGUCUUUUAGCUCCAAUGAGUUUGAAGAAGAGCUAGUGUCUCCAUCAUCAUCGGAAACAGAAGGCAACUUCGUCUAUCGCACAGACUCUCUGGACAUUGGAUCCAGUAAAGGUGACAGUGCAGCUAACAGAAUGGGACCCAGCAAGGAUGACACGUACUGGAAGGAAAUCAAUGCAGCCAUGGCCUUGACAAACCUUGCACAGGGAAAAGACCAAGUGCAGGGGACAACCAGCUGCAUCAUCCAGAAGUCGUCCCACAUAGCAGAAGUAAAGACCGUCAAGGUUCCCCUGGCACAGCAUUUCUAGAGGGUGGCCGGUGGAUGCUGAGCACAUCAGUGUUUUUGCCUAAGUCCUUGUCCUAAGAGCCAAAGAAGAGGUGAAGAGGACUCCCAUCCAGCCCUCCUCUUAAGUUCAACUAUCCUAAAUGUAUUGUUUAGUUGCUUCUAUAAAAGACACAUAAAUUAUAUUAAAAAACUCAUUUUAAUCAAAAAUAUUAACUUAUUUUAUGUUAUGCAAACUAUGCACAAAAUGUCUGCAUUACCAUUUCAGUAAGUGCCUUGCUUCCCCGAAGUGAGCUCCAACGUGGGCGCAGUGAAAGAGCUGUGCCUCAAAAAGCCAACGCUGUAUGCUUCCUAGACUGCAUCAUUCCAGACAGGCCUGACCAGUUCAGUCCAGAAUUGCUGAGAACCCUUGAGAUAUAUUCAGUCAUUCACAUGUUAAAACUUGGAAAUCUGUUCAGCCCCAUGAAGCAACCUUUUUUUAAAUGUCUAUAGUACUGGAAAAUUCUUUGUGCUUUUCAGAGUGACAGGGGGCACUUUAUGCACGUGCUCUGCCUGUGUAUCUGAUGCCAGCAGUCUCCAGAGUGAAAAAUGCAGUGUUCUACGUGAUGUAUACAUUUAAGGCGAUUCUUUAAACUAUUUUUUUGUUUGUUUUUUUGUUUUGGUCUUUUUGAGACGGUC